AUGGGAACCGACGUCAGGACGCGGCAGAGCCCCGGCAGAUUCCCACCAGGGACGCGGCAUCCUGCCCUGACCCAGCCGUGCCCACGCACACCGUGCCCUGUGCUCAGGGUCGGGCCCUGCACGGACCUGCACCCGGGGGUCGGCUCCCAUAUGGACCCACGCUCAGGGACUGGGACCCCACACGACCCUCUCGGCUGCCCCUCGGGACAGCCGCCAGGGGGCGCCCUCCCCGCACUCCGCCCCCCCCCGGGGCAGCCCCGGAGGGACCCGGGGGUCCGGACCCCCCCCCCCGAAACCUCCUCACCGCGACCCCCGCCCGCCCCACCCACGGUGUCUGAGGAGGGCUGUCAUGACCCGGGACCCCCAAACCCGCUGUUCCAGCCCCCCCGUGGGAACCCCCACGGCCUGGGGGGGCGAGGCGGAGUUCGCUCCCGGCCGGGGGUGGCGGGAGCCAGGGUGGGGUCCCGGACACCCCGCGGGGGCCACGGGAUCCCCGGCGGGGCCACACGGGAUCCCCGGCGGGGCCACACGGGAUCCCCGGCGGGGCGCGGGAGCCGCGGCGGGGCCACGGGAUGGACGGCAGCCUCUGACUCGGCCGUCUCCUUCCUGCCCCGCCUGGCCCCGGGGCCGGCGGCCCCCGCCCCGCCGGCGGCUCUUGCAUCAGCCCGGUGCUCCGGGCUGUGCCCCACUGAUAACGCCCGACACCGGGCGUCGGCCCCCGCCCCGCUCCGCCCGCUGCCCCCCGCUCUGCCCCGCAGCGCCCCGGGCCGGGCUGCGGGGCCGGGAACCCGCGGGGUGCUGCGGAGCCUGGCGGCGAGGGCACCGGGGCCCGCCCAACGCAUCCCCGUGCCCGCAGAGCCCCGCACGGAGCCCACGCUCCAGCAGAGCACGGCAGGAUGGAGCGCGUCCCUCCCCACGAACCCCGGGGCGCUGCAGGGGCCCCGUCCCGCAGCGUGUGCGUGGGACCCGGCACACCGCGAACCCCGCGUGUGGAGCUCCUUGUGGAGCCCAAACACCCCACAGCACCCCCGACUGCUCCCUAUGGAGCCCAAACACCCCACAGCACCCCCGCCUGCUCCCUGUGGAGCCCAAACACCCCACAGCACCCCCGCCUGCUCCCUAUGGAGCCCAAACACCCCACAGCACCCCCGCCUGCUCCCUAUGGAGCCCAAACACCCCACAGCACCCCCGACUGCUCCCUAUGGAGCCCAUACAUCCCCUGCCAUGGCUCAGGACUGGGCUCGCACCUCCUGCACCGAAAGCCCCGGCCGGCUCUGCGCGGAGCCCGCACACCCCACGCCAUCCCCGCACGGUGUCCGGGAUCCGUCCCGCAGCCUCCAGGGCUCUGCAGAGCCCGCGUGUCCCGCACCAUCCACGGGGCACGGCUGGGAGCCCUCCUGCCCCCUCCCACGGUCCCGCGUGGACUCAGCACAUCCCAAACCAUCCCCGCAACGUGGGACCGCUCCUUCCCGCAGUGGGUACAGCCCCGCGGCUCCCUAUGGAGCCCAUACAUCCCAUGCCAUCCAUGCGGCACGGCUGGGAUCUUCCAUCCGUCAGGUGCCCAACACGGGUCAGCAUGGAGCCCAUACAUCCCUCACCAUGCCCAGGGCACGGCUGGGACCCCUCUGGUGGCUCCCUAUGGAGCCCAUACAUCCCUCACCAUGCCCAGGGCACGGCUGGGACCCCUCUGGUGGCUCCCUAUGGAGCCCAUACAUCCCUCACCAUGCCCAGGGCACGGCUGGGACCCCUCUGGUGGCUCCCUAUGGAGCCCAUACAUCCCUCACCAUGCCCAGGGCACGGCUGGGACCCCUCCCACCGCAUGUGCCCCCCUGGCUCCCUAUGGAGCCCGCGCCCCCAUCCCACAGCAUCUCCCACCCCAACACCCCCCGACAAGGCAGGGGGCACCCCAGGGUGCCCUCCCAGCCCCGCCAUCCCCCGCCCACCCCGUCCUCCCCCUCCGAGCCCCAGGGACCCCCCGAGGUGACCCCGCACCUACCCCUGGGGUGCCUCCGCCGCCCCUGCCCGCGCUCUGCCCGCGGCUGCCCGGGGUGUGAGACGCCAAUGCCUGAGUCACGCUCACCUCCCUAA
Messenger RNA from Poecile atricapillus (Black-capped chickadee), 2088 nucleotides. RefSeq names its product basic proline-rich protein-like. The record is from RefSeq and is a predicted model, not a curated record. Bases 1 to 2088 code for a protein of 695 amino acids. The transcript is spliced from 4 exons. NCBI's taxonomy places the organism in Eukaryota, Metazoa, Chordata, Aves, Passeriformes, Paridae.